Molecule: messenger RNA, 348 nt
Organism: Colletotrichum orchidophilum
Lineage: Eukaryota; Fungi; Ascomycota; Sordariomycetes; Glomerellales; Glomerellaceae
Exons: 2
Coding region: 1-348 (115 amino acids)
Source: RefSeq, a predicted model, not a curated record
AUGGCCAAGCAUUCCUCCAAGCAGUCUUCCACGAAGGCCAAGAGCUCCGGCAACAAGGCAUCCAACGGAAAGAACUCCCCUUCCUCGUCCAGCACCGUCCCGGUUAGCCGAGCGUGGCAGGACCCUUCGCUUGAAAGGGACCAGACGUCGGCGACGGCGGCCGGGAGCUACGGCGUCGGGAGGUGGUUGACGGAGCCGUCUUGGCAGGAGCCGUUCAACACCAUCGCCGAGGUGUCGGCGGCCGGAUCGGCGGCGGGGCAGGCCGGUGGAUGUCAGGGGUCGGGAGCCUCGGCAACGUGCGCCACGUCCCGAACGCAGCAGCAGCAGCAGAAGCAGCAGCAGCGCUGA